Molecule: messenger RNA, 675 nt
Organism: Juglans microcarpa x Juglans regia
Lineage: Eukaryota; Viridiplantae; Streptophyta; Magnoliopsida; Fagales; Juglandaceae
Exons: 2
Coding region: 1-675 (224 amino acids)
Source: RefSeq, a predicted model, not a curated record
AUGGUAUCAAGAGCCAGAGAGCCACCCAUGGAGGACUUCGAAGGUUCUGACAGUUCUUCCUCCAACAGCUCCAAAAAUUCCUCUGCUCAUUCACACCAAAUAUCAAACACCUUCUGUGCCAUAAACAUGGCCAAAUACCUGAACCUCACCGACCCUAGCAACCAAUUUCGGCUGGACAACGGCGACAACCCUACCGUCGUUCUGGUCACUGACUUGCUCACCAGCGAGAACUACCCCACUUGGUCUCGUGCGAUGAAACGAGCUCUCCGUGCCAAAAAUAAAAUAUGUUUCAUCACUGGUUCCAUUUCCCCACCAAUAGACCCUGAUGAUCCUCUUCUUGACUUAUGGGAGCGCUGCAACGACAUGGUGGUUUCAUGGCUUCAAAACUCUAUAAGCCUCUCCAUCAGAUCCAGUGUUGCUUUCGUAGACAAUGCCCAUGACCUUUGGCUCGAUCUUCACGACCGUUUUUCCCAUCAAAAUGGACCUCGUAUAUACCAGCUCAAGAAGACACUUGCCAGUCUUCAACAAGACUCCGACACUACUUGUUAUCAGUAUACAUCAAUGUUGGUUGAGAAUGGUGAAUUUGUAAAUCCUGCAGUGCAUAAGCCAACCAUUGGACUUCACAUGUUGUGGCAGCAAGGACUCGAUAUUCUGCUUCAGCAGAGGACCGACUGA